Numida meleagris (helmeted guineafowl) is the source of this 4930-nucleotide messenger RNA. RefSeq names its product sulfide quinone oxidoreductase (gene SQOR). The record is from RefSeq and is a predicted model, not a curated record. NCBI's taxonomy places the organism in Eukaryota, Metazoa, Chordata, Aves, Galliformes, Numididae. Gene Ontology annotation, cellular component: mitochondrion. The transcript is spliced from 10 exons. Bases 3171 to 4523 code for a protein of 450 amino acids. Gene Ontology annotation, molecular function: sulfide:quinone oxidoreductase activity; FAD binding.
GAAGCUUGUGAGUUUCCUUUUUUUUUUUUCCCAAAUACCAUGGCCACUUUUACUGAAAAUACAUCAUUCUAAGUAUAAAAAUUGAUGCUUCUUGCUAGACUGAGUAAUUUUAUUCCUGUAUACAUUUUCUUACUCAUCAUACCAACUUGUUUUUGAACUAUAAAGUCAUUGUAGUGGAAUUAAUGCACUUAAAUAUGCAGUACCAUUUUGAAUAUUGACUUUCUAAGAUUAUACACAUUUAUGGCUUAUAAGUGCUGACUGAGGAAUCUUGGUUUCCUGUGCUUUUAUCACUAGAAUCAACCUGUAUGCUUAAUUUGGGUACCCAGUCCCAUCACUGUUCAGGUUCACAUUAGCCAAUUUUUUUAAUUCAGUGAAAUUUGACUUUUUUGCAGGUGGUGGUAACUUUACUGUGUUGGUAAGACAAAUAUUUGUCUUAUUUUCCUUUUGGAAAGUAGUAACAAUGUUCUACUUGGUUUUAGUCUGUGUGCCAUGACUUCAGUGAUAAUAGGCAUAAAUAAUACUGUAGUGUGCCAUAGCUUAAGUGAUAAUGGGCAUAAUUAAUACUGUACAGGUUGCUUAUGUAGCUGUUCUGUUGGGAUUCCGUGUUUUGAGAAUCCUCUGGCUGAUUUAUUCCCAGUUUUGCUUCAGUAGACGCUUUCUGCCACCUACCGUUUGCUUUGCAACACUGCUUGUUAUUUUCAUUUUGCGCUUGGAUUUUCAAUGCUCUGACCCUACUGGAGUAAUUUUUUUUUUUCUAAUGGAAGUGGUUUAAUUGUUGAUUGAUUGGUUGAUUAUUUUUUUCCUCUUGGAUUAGUUCUGCAAAUGCAUGAUGUGGCACAUGUGGUUUACGUAAAUAUCUGGGCUGACUAAAACUUCAAAAAAGAGCUGUACAGUUGGGACCUAAGGGGUCGCAACAGGGAUAAUGUGGAGAACUUCAGCUGUUUUCCUCCAGACAGCUGGCAGUGUCAGAUCUGGGAGAUUACCACUCUGCCUCCAAUCUCUAACCUAAGUGUCACUCGGGAUGUGUCAUGCAGCUUUAAGGCAUAGAUGCUGGCUGUGCCUGCUAACUUAGUACUUCUAUUUCUUCUUGUUUCUGCUCCCAUCCAUCCAUUUACAUUUAUGAUGUCAAGUCAUGGGGUUUAAGAAAACAAAUCAAGCAUCCUGCGUAGCAAAUCUUGAUGUAGAAUAAUUUCAAAAUCUACAUAUUCAAAGGCAUUAAUCUCUAAAAUGGUAACAGUUAUUAGUUUGGUGCUGUCAUUAAGAGUGAGCUGUGAGACAAAAGGCUGAGCUACUCUGUUUAAUAUAUUGUAAUAAAUAUAUGCCCCAGAACUGCUGUGAAAACAGGACCGUCUGUUCAUGUGUCAGUCAGGAAAACACUAGACCUGUAAAUUAACAAUCUGUCUUAUUGCCUUGAUGAGCAAGACUUGUGGGGUUUGAUUUGUUUUAUUUCCUGUCAUCUGGGACUCGCAGACUCCCAGGUAACAAGUAAUACCCUGUGCAAAUACAGCCUGCAAGAAUAAUUACAGAACAGUUAAUUGGAACCUGUUGCUGCCCCACUACCUGAAACCAGUGUUCCAGUACUUCAGCAGCUCAACAGAAGUUGCUGGUUUUCCAGUUCUUAAAACUGGGUAGAAAUCACGCUAUGCAUGAGAAUGUAUUUUUAUUUCUGCUUCUGCUUUUUCUUUGCUUUUACUACUGCUGCUCUUUUGCUUGCCUUACAGAUGCUCUGAUUUAGAGGUAUGCCAGAAGAAUAUCUCAGAAAGAAAAUAUCAAUGAUGAUGUGAAAGGAUUACUGCUUUGCUUCUACAUCACCCAGUGUUACCAGAAUUCAGACUACCAGAAUUGAGAUUGUGCUUGCUGUCGGGUAGGCACUUUCCAAUGGAAAAUAAUCCCCACUUUGGAGAGCUUACAGUUGAAGUCUAGACAGAGAUGUAUAUAAAUUGCACUUAAAAGAGCAAAGGGAGGUACAGUUCUCUCUGAAGAUGGGAGCUGAUGAGAAAAGUAACCUAUUGCUGCAGGCAGAUGUUGAAACGUACUUGGCUGGGCAGAUCCAGUGCUGUGCUGGGAAAGCAGGGCUGACUAGAAGUGGGUUCCCUUGCCCGCAAAGACAGCAGCUGCCUCAGGCACCUCAGCUGAGCUAAAGCAGAUGGCUGUUUGUGGAAGGUCAUUAUUUUUAGCUUGGAUUUCACCAAGUUGUCCUGUGGAGAAUCAGUAUAAUGAACAGACCAAGAGAUGCUUUUAGACUGCAUGCACCAGGCUUCCCAGCUACCUGCUAAGCAGAGAGUGUUACCUGUCACUCCCACGGCCCCCUGGGGUGCCAGCAGCCCACGGUGCACAGUCAGGCAGCAUGCCUUCCCUCGCACAUCUCCUUCAUCCCACCUGGACCUGGCUGUUCUGGGAGCCAGGCAGCUCCCCCAGCAGCUGUGAGAUGGCUCUGUGCUCAAGGUACCUACUCCAUUUGGUCUGUGCAUUCUAACUUAAGGGGUACAUUUAAGUUAUUUAUUAAUAGUGCAGAACUCUGUAAGAAUUCUGUGGGGAAAACAUAAGGAAGGCAUUUAAAAACAAUUCUAAAAAUAUUCUGACAAAAAAAAGUUUCUCAUAGAGCAUCAACCUCUUAAAAGAAAAAUGUGAAAAAGGCAGUGCUUGGAGUAUGGCCGGGCAGCUGCAGUUGGGAAGCAGGGAAGUGCCCUGCAGACAGCUCGUUCCUGUCUUCUACUUCUCAUUUACACGAAGACUGUGGAAAACCUUCAUGGUAUUUUCCAGUUUAAGUUCUCAGCACCUUUGCCCCAUUCUUUACAGCUUCCUGCAAGUGCUGUUAUCAGCUCAGCAGUUCUACCUAUGCAGAAACCAUGCCAAGAAGGGAAGGCCAAGCCCAAGAAGGAAAUGUUUGACACAUGGUUUGGAUCACUGCUUUUUUAAAAUUCCCAUGAUGAUUUGGCAUAAAUAAUUUUGUCUUUGCGUGCUUCUCUCAGCUCUGAACUUUGCAUGACUUUUCUUGGCUCAACAAACAUGACUCAGUGGAUUAACGACUGUUAGUACAUCACCCUGUCACCGUGCUGUAAAUCAAAGGCCCUGUAAAGACUUUGGGGAAAACGUUGUGAAGCUGAGCUCAGCGGCUUGUAGCAGGCUCAGGGGAUCCUUUGCGUGUUGAGCUUCCCACUUAUUGAAAGAUGUCACCAGUUGGAGCAGCAUUGUCCUGUUCCUGUCUCCGCCCCGGAGUAUGGCUGCUGAAGCCAGGUAUACAGAAGAGCAGCUCCCUUGGUUUACAUACAGCAGCCAGGUGUGCUGCCAAGGAUUAUUAUGAAGUACUUGUGCUGGGUGGAGGCUCUGGUGGAAUCGCCAUGAGUGCUCGGAUGAAGAGGAAAGUGGGGGCAGGAAAUGUGGCUGUCGUUGAGCCAAGUAAGACUCAUUACUAUCAGCCUCUGUGGACCCUGGUUGGUGCUGGUGCAAAGCAGCUGUCAGCUUCUGCACGUCCAACAGAGAGUGUGAUGCCUGAAGGUGUUGAGUGGAUUAAGUCUCGAGUUACAGCAUUGGAUCCAGAUAAGAACUGUGUCAGGCUGGAGAAUGAUGUCAAGAUAUCUUACAAGUACCUGAUAAUUGCUCUUGGGAUUAGUCUGCAUUAUGAAAAGAUCAAAGGCUUGCCUGAAGGUUUUCAUCACCCUAAAAUAGGUUCCAAUUAUUCGGUUCAUACAGUAGAGAAAACAUGGAAAGCCUUGCAAGAUUUCAAGGAAGGAAAUGCUAUCUUCACUUUUCCAAACACUCCAGUGAAAUGUGCAGGGGCUCCUCAAAAAAUCAUGUAUUUAUCUGAGGCCUAUUGGAGGAAAACAGGAAAACGACCCAAAGCAAACAUAAUGUUCAACACUUCGCUUGGUGUCAUUUUUGGUGUUAAGAAAUAUGCUGACGCAUUGCUUGAAAUAAUAAAGGAGAGGAACAUUGCUGUUAACUAUAAGUGCAACCUUGUUGAAGUUCGAGCAGACAAGCAAGAAGCUGUGUUUGAAAACCUGGAUAAACCUGGAGAGACCGAAGUUCAUCAGUAUGAAAUGCUUCAUGUCACACCCCCCAUGGGGCCACCUGAUGUACUUAUCAACAGCCCUGUCUCGGAUGAAACCGGCUGGGUAGAUGUAAAUAAGGAAACUCUACAACAUAAAAAGUAUCCUAAUAUUUUUGGUAUUGGAGAUUGCACCAACCUUCCAACAUCAAAAACUGCUGCAGCUGUAGCUGCCCAAUCAGGAGUGCUUGAUAAAACUAUUUCCCUGGUAAUGAAGAACCAGUCACCAACUAAAAAGUAUGAUGGAUAUACUUCCUGCCCACUAGUAACAAGCUAUAACAAGGUGAUUCUAGCAGAAUUUGACUACAAUGCUCAGCCUUUGGAGACCUUUCCCAUUGACCAAAGUAAGCAGAGGACAACAAUGUACCAUAUGAAAGCUGAUAUGAUGCCCUUUCUCUAUUGGAAUGCGUUACUCAAGGGAUAUUGGGGAGGACCAGCUCCUAUCAGAAAGCUGAUGCAUCUAGGCUUGAAGUAAAUGCUGGUUCUCAGCUGAAGUUCUUGAAGAAAUAAGGCUGGUCUCGUGCUGGAUGAGUAUGUAUACUUCCUUUUGGACAUCUCUUUAAUGACAGACUUUUUAAUCAUCAAGCUUUUGUCCCAAACUUUAACUUUCUACCUCCUAGGGAUUAAGCCUUACUACUUUCUCCUGUGUGAUCCAAGGCCUUAAAAUAAUUCUAUAUGUAGAUAGCAGUUUAAACUCAAGCGUGAGCUUGCCUUAAGCUGCAGGCCACUACUGAAACUUCCUACAGUAAUCAAUGCCUUUAAACCAGUUUUGUAUGUAAGGGAUUUUCUGUCACUGUAGCCCAACUUCCUUGCAUCUAAGAUCUAUAUGUGCACUUCAAAUAAUUUAAUAAAAUAAUUAAAUGCUAGAAAACAUUCUGACCA